Molecule: messenger RNA, 2205 nt
Organism: Adineta ricciae
Lineage: Eukaryota; Metazoa; Rotifera; Eurotatoria; Adinetida; Adinetidae
Source: the annotation of a GenBank genome assembly
AUGAAACGACGAACGAAUUUUGACAGCAUAAAAAUACGAAAGUCUAUUCGACGAUCUCGUCUAACUGAUGGUAUUUAUGGAAGUGCAUUAAUGUAUCUCAAAUUCAUUUGUAUUUGGGGUAUUGUAAUGGCAGCAGAUUAUCUACUUGAAUUUCGCUUCGAAUAUCUUUGGCCGUUUUGGCUUGUAUUACGAAGUAUCUAUGAUUCAUUCAAAUAUCAAGGAUUACUUUUCUCAUCAUUCUUUGUACUUAUCGCAUUCAUAGCCGAUCUCAUUUGUUAUAUAUUACUACCUAUUCAAUGGCUAUUCUUCGCUGCAAGUAGUUAUGUAUGGGUACAAUAUGUGUGGCAAACAGAACGUGGAAUCUGUUUGGGUACAGUUGUUCUCUGGGUAUUAUUUGUAUGGCUUGAAGCAUCAGUACGACUACGUGAAAUUAAAACGAUUGAUCUUUGUCGACCAUUUGCCGCACAUUGUAUCGGUUAUCCAAUGGUGACAUUGGGAUUUGGUUUUAAGACUUAUCUUGCUUAUAAAUGGAGACUGAGAAAACAACGUGAAGUUCAUAAAGUAAAUGAAUCAUACAUCCAGUUAAUAAACCAAGCAUUGCCAAUAGAAGUACAACAAGAAGCGGAAAAAGAAAGAUUAAGUCGAGAGAAAGGAAUCGAAUUUCUUCUUAUGAGCUUCUAUUUUGUACAGAGAAAACAACGUGAAGUUCAUAAAGUAAAUGAAUCAUACAUCCAGUUAAUAAACCAAGCAUUGCCAAUAGAAGUACAACAAGAAGCGGAAAAAGAAAGAUUAAGUCGAGAGAAAGGUACAUUUUCUGAAUCUUACGAUGAAUGUACUAAUCCAUCCACUUCCGAUGGAAAUUAUCCAUCGACUUCUUCGAUUCCCUCGACAAAUACUUCAAACCUUCUAUCAUCAGUACUUAUCAAUAAUCCACAAACACAAUCAAGUAACCAUUCAACAUCAUUACCUUGUACAGUAUCAAAACGUCCACAAAAGCUCUCUACUACGGAUGAGUUAGCAUCUCCCAGUUCACUUGUACAGACGACGACAACAACUAACACACGCAAUACGCGAAUUUCCAAUGGAAAUAAUAAUAAUAACGACGACGAUUCAUCAUCGACAUACAAACAACAGAAGAAACCUUUAAUUAAACCUUCGAAUACACAAAAUACUCAAAAUCGAAGGCAGCAGAAGAAACAAGAAACAAGAGAACAAACUCGAGCUGCAUCGCGAGACUCAUCAUCAUCGUAUAAGAAUGGAUUUGCAUCAAUGGAAACUUCAGAUAAUGAAAAGAAUCUUCAGAUCAGUAAACUCGAAAGUGAUAUUCAACGACUGAAUCAAUCGAUCGAAAAGCAGAAAUCGGCCGAAUUGCAACUUCGUACCCAACUAAACGAUUUGAAAAACGUCCGCAAAGAUCUCGAGGACAUACGCACAGAAAAUGGUUCAUUGCAAACAAAAUAUGAAGCGGCCAAUAGUCAAAAGAAUCGUGACAAACAACGUCUAGUUGAGCUUGAAAAGGCACUCAGUGAAGAGAAACAGAAUAAACAACGACUAGAAACACAGAUCAAGACCGAAAAAGCAUUGACGAAGAAACUUCAAGAUGAUUUGACGAAACUGAGUUUGGCGCCACCCAGAAGUGAAUGUACAGAACAGUGUAUGAAACGACGACGUGAUCAAGAGAAUGAAACGCGAGAGGUGCGUAAAUUACUCAAUGAUAAAGAUGAACGAAUUAAAUUGCUCGAUAAUGAAAUAAAGACUCUUUUGAAAUAUCGUGAAUCUCAAGCGGAUACUGAAGUGCUCUAUCAACAUUUAUCGCAACUGCAAGAACGCAAUGCACAUUUACAGGAUAGUCUUAGUGCUGAAACACGAAUUAAACUCGAUCUUUUCUCUGCACUUGGUGAAGUGAAACGACAAUUAGAAAUUGCUAAUGGUGCCAUACGAGAAAAAGAACGUGAACUCAUCGCGGCGCUUCAUUCCCAACAUCAAGUUAACAACUGUCUAUUUAACGGUCAUCCUCAAUCGUCUGGCCAUUCGUCUCCAACCAAUCAAUUGAUUGAUACGAACAACAAUCCAACAACAAGUCCAUCAUCAGUGUUUUACUCUCCACCAACAACAAUCACACCACCACCAUUACCAUUACAAAAUGCGGCCUCCAGUCUCGAUCCAAAUGCUCAAGAUUUCUAUUUGUCUGCAAAUAAUGUCUAG